AUGCCGACAACGCCAGAACCUGGCGAUGUCUGCUUCACCGGUCUUCACUUCGACUCCUCCUUCCGCCACUUGAUCACCGUCAACCUCGCCCUCAACCUGACCAACACAAAUCUGGCGGGCCAGGUCUACCUGACCGUCGCGCUACCAAGCCAGUGGUCCUUCACCGCAACGUCGAAGCAGAAUUAUUCAGAGCCAGACUCGCACUAUGUCGAAUUCAUCGUCGAACAUGGACGCCUCGAGGCGGGCGCGCUUGGGUCGGCCGUUUGCACGACCAUGCGACUGCGCGCUGUCGUCGCAGGCCGCGAGGUCGAGAUCAAGAAGGUCGACACGCCGCCGCAACGAGUCCCGACACGCAUUGCCCACGAGACUAAUCGGCGGUACAUACUGCAAGUACUGCAGAAGGACGUCGAGGCCGCCCAGAUUGCUUCGGACCUUGAAUUCUCGCAGGACGUGCCAGAGCCGAGUCUCGAGGCAGCAACGCUCACCGAACGCAUUCCUCACGUCUUCCUCAGUCCCAUGCCAUACGACGUUCGCUUUCACUUCUCCGACGCGCACGAGCACGGCGCCGAACUUUGGGCCGAAAGCGCUUUUCUCGAACGCGCCUCUCCGUACUUCCGGAUUCUCCUCGCUUCCGACUUUGCCGAGACUGCCGUCGUGCCGCAGAAGCGACCACGUACGGCGCCCAGUACCGCCUUACCUGCGUCUCCCGCGAGCGGGAAGGAGAAGGACUUUGACGAUUCAGACGACGAAACGGACGGCUUGUUCUUCCAGAAGUCGCCGCCUCAGCUAUUCCACCACGGCGACACACACGAGUUCCGCUUCAAGCAGAUCACCGUCACCCAAACGGCAUUCACGACCUAUCGCGCCGUUCUCGCCUUCCUUCGAACCGGCCAUAUCUCCUUCGCGCCACUGUCGUCGUCGUCGGCGUCUCGAGACACCCUGUGCCUAACGCACUUUAGCAGGUCUCUCAUGCCCGCCACGGCGCCCAUCGAGCUCGUCAACGACGCUUCAGUUCGCUACGACGCCUGGAGGAAGGUAGUGAUCGAGUAUAUCGUCGAGCGGUGGGACGAAGUGAUGGAGACGGAGAGCUGGAAGGACGUGUAUGCGCGGAUUGAGCGCGACGAGAUACCUGGAUCGGGACUUGUGUUGCUCAAGCUGAUGGACAAGAAGCUGGGUGCGGGAAAGGGUGCGUCCUUUUCCUUCGCUUCCUCUUUCCCCGGGCAUCUUGCUGACACCGUCGCUCCUUGUGUAGGGUAG
Molecule: messenger RNA, 1257 nt
Organism: Rhodotorula toruloides NP11
Lineage: Eukaryota; Fungi; Basidiomycota; Microbotryomycetes; Sporidiobolales; Sporidiobolaceae
Product: BTB/POZ-like domain containing protein
Exons: 3
Coding region: 1-1257 (418 amino acids)
Molecular function (GO): protein binding
Source: RefSeq, a predicted model, not a curated record